This is a messenger RNA of Prunus persica (peach), 5824 nucleotides long. RefSeq lists its product as uncharacterized. Gene Ontology annotation, molecular function: protein binding. NCBI's taxonomy places the organism in Eukaryota, Viridiplantae, Streptophyta, Magnoliopsida, Rosales, Rosaceae. Gene Ontology annotation, cellular component: exosome (RNase complex); nucleus. The record is from RefSeq and is a predicted model, not a curated record. Bases 160 to 5367 code for a protein of 1735 amino acids. The transcript is spliced from 11 exons.
AUUCACAUAUAUAUUGCAUAGCCCCCAAAACUUUCCUUUCCCUACCUUAUUGACUCUUCUAAGCCCUCUAUUGCAUAGCCCCCAAAAUGCUCGACGAAAUUACUGCCUGAAACUAGAAAGUGUGCUGCGCGCUCUCGUCUCUGUGCGAUAGAGUCAACAAUGGAGGACGAAGCUAUGCAGACGGCACCAGAGCCUCCGAACAAGAGCCCUAACUCGGAGCUCUCUCCCCAUCCUGCCAAAAUCAGGGAAGAAGGCGAGCUGUCUUCCGACGAUGACGACGAAAAUACCAUUUGCUCCGUUCCACAUUCCACUGCUAGCAGUGUACCUACUUCAGGGGCCAUGUUGGUUCCACCAAUGAACAAGUUCACCCAAGGUACUCAAGAGGGUAAGGCUCUAUGCGGAAAUGUUCUUGCAAGCUCUGCUGAUAUUCGGUCCCAAACAUCCGUACAACCUACUUCCCAGAAAAUCAAUGAUAAAAACCGAAUACCAUUAAAAUCUGCCACACCGGGAUGGCGUGCCCCUCUGGGCGCCAACGAUGAUCUUGUGAUACGCUUCUCAGAUGAUGACAGCGAUUCUGGAGAAAAAGAGCACAGGAUAGAAAAGGCCAGGGAAACGAAAAUUCAUGUGACUGGAGUGGUAGCCAAUGGAAAACCACCUACUUCAUCAUUUGCCAGAUCAAACAUUUUACGACAGACAGCCAGGAAUGUGGAUAAAGUAAUGCCCAAAAAAAUGUCUAUGAAUCGUACUUUUAUCUCAUCGAUGACCAGAAUCCGUGGAGUUGAUUCUAGGGAUUCUGGACCUUCAUCAGUUAAUCAAGGAUCUCGAGUUAGAAAUUUUAAUUCCAUGAACAAAAAUGUAGUGAGCCGAGAGCGUGGAUAUGAUCAAGGUGUGGGCUUGAACAAUAGUAAACUUCAGGACUUGCGGCAGCAGAUUGCACUCCGGGAAAGCGAACUAAAGCUUAAGUCUGCCCAGAGAACUAAGGAAUCAAUUACACAUGAAGCUAGUAAAUCCAGUGCGAGAUAUUCUGAUGUAAUAGAGGGAGAACCGAAAGAGCCAGACAAGAAACGUAUGAAAGUUGGUGGCUCUUUUUCCACCCAGCUAAGUGCACUUGGCCCACAAGAUACACCUGUUGCAAAAUCUACUUUAUCAUCUAAACUCCCAGCAGUGGAAAACAAUAAUCCACCAGAAAUAGUUAAGAUCGAUCAUGGCCAGAAAGGAAUUCCAAUAGGUCCAACAGAGUCGAGCAUUGAAAAAUCGAAAAGUCAAAAUGAUAAACAUGUUGCUGGUAUAUUGGAAAAAAUUCCUAGUGGAGUGAAAUAUGGUGCUGGCAUCGAUACUAAAUGCAUCCAGUCCAGUGGGAGGAGUAAGAUGGUUGAUCUUUAUGAUACACUAAACCAGGGGACAUCACAAGAAAUUAUGACUUGCAAUAAUUUGCCAAAGAACUUAAACACUGUGGAGUUGAAUCAAACAAAUGGGGAUGGUGGCCAUCUAGAACCAGGUUCCUUCUUGAAAAAAUCAACAUCAGGAAAGAAUCGACUGAGGAGUGCUGACCAUCAGGAAGUCAUAGCCAGUGACAAGAAACUUGAUCCCUCUUACAAUAUAUGUCAGGCAUCUCUAAACAAUGCAAGCCUGUGGAAUUGUUUUGGUAAUGCAAAUGUCACAGCAAAUGGUGACAUACAUUCCUUGGUUGAAAUGGAGGAAAACCUGGACAAGGAUCUGGAGGAAGCACAAGAGCAUAGGAGAAGGUGUGAAAUUGAAGAAAAAAAUGCUCUAAAAGCUUAUCGUAAAGCACAGAGGGAACUGCUUCAGGCCAAUGUUAGGUGUACUGAUCUAUAUCGUCAAAGAGAACUAUAUUCUGCCAACUUGCGGUCUUUUAUUAUGGACAAUUCCAGUUUGAUAUGGUCCUCAAGGCAGAAUGAACAAGCUGGAAUUGGGUUGGAUCUCGCUAAUAACGUGUCUGAAAAUGUGGAUCUAAUACCUACCUCUGGCCAUCAGAUGCAUCCUGAGGAUGAUGGUUGUAACCCAGCGGCUUGUGAUUCAAACAUCCAAUGUGUUAACAAUGCUCGUAUUCACGCAUCAUACAAGCAUUUAAGCGAACAAAACAUGGGGACAGAACCAUGCAGUGAACCAGAUUCUAGCACAUCAGAGCCAGUGCCUCUUCUGGGAAAUAAUGGUGCAGAUGGAAUUUGCUCUCCAUCCAAUGAACUAAAUAAUUCAGCAGAUGAAGAUGAAGAUGAAGCGAGAUUUUCAUUUGAAAAUGAAUCAGUCCAACCUAACGUUCUAUGUCAUAAAAACACAGAUUUUGGAAACAAGCAAAAGGAAAUAGAUAAGGAAUCAAAUAGAAAAAUGUCUAUUGAUAGCCCCCAGGAUCCUGUGCUUCUUGAAAGAAUGUUGAGGUCUAAACUAUUUGCAACCCUAGGGACAAAAACCUUGUCAAAGAAUAGUAGUUCAUGUAAUAACACGGAGGUUCUAGUGGAACGUGGGGCUGAAAAUGAUGUCAGAAGUGAAAAACCCCAAGAAAUUAAAGGGAGCUUUCCCUUCUCUGAAGGGGAAAGGAAUCAUGAAGGCACUGAUGGGCAAGAAAAAAGUUCCUCUGAGGCUCCUCUUGAGAUCCAAAGAGAGCACUCCGUCGAAAAUAUUUUUGUGAACUCCCACUCGAAUUCAUAUUCUGAGGAUAGGCUUUACUUGAGUGGUAAUAUCUUGAGGAGUACUUUUGGGUAUAUGAAAGUCAUUUGCCCAAAAGAUUUGAUAAAACAUCAAGCUAUAAGUCAACAGAGUCCUUCUUGUAUCAAUUCUGAAAAAGUCCAGUUUAGCAAUGUUAUGGUUGAACCACUGAAAGAGACUCUGGUGAAAUUAGCUAGAAGAGAAGUUGGCACUUAUAGCACUAGUCCUGCUGUUGAUCCCUUUUGGCCACUCUGCAUGUAUGAGCUUCGAGGAAAAUGCAACAAUGAUGAGUGCCCUUGGCAACAUGUUAAAGACUACUCUAACACAAAUAUGCAUCAACAUCAGCAUGACAAUUCUGGUAGUGCUGAUUGUCAGGUUGGAUUAACAUUGCAUAAAAAAAAGUGUGAUGAUUCAACGAAAGUCCCCUGGUAUAACAAUGCUAUGACUUCACCAACUUAUCUCGUUGGCUUAGGGAUUAUGAAAGCUGAGCUGCAUUCAUAUGAACCUGUUCUAGCGCGGAGAAAUGGUCAAUGGUGGAAGAAGUGUUUCAGCCUUUUCUUAGUGUUGUCAAAUUUGUUUCGGAAAGAUGUUCCUGAAGAUGUCCCAUUCUUGCAUGGAAAUGACGGUCACAUGGAGUUCCCUGUGAGUUGGAACAGACAGUCAUCAUAUUUUCAGAGUAGUAACAGCGGAGUGAGUCAACUCACACAAGCUUUGGCUGACAAUGAUCAAUAUCUGGAAAUGGCUCUUUUAAUUUUCAGCCAGGAGGCUAAUGAACUUGAGGGUCUGAGGAAGGCUCUCCCUGUGCUGUCACGAGCUCUUGAGGCUGAUCCAACAUCCAUUAUUCUCUGGAUUUUUUAUCUGCUUAUUUACUAUAGCAAUAUGAAGUCAGUAGGGAAGGAUGACAUGUUCUCUUGUGCGGUCAAAUACAAUGAUCGAUCUUAUGAACUUUGGCUCAUGUGCAUCAACAGUCGGAUGCAGCUUGAUGACCGAUUGGUAACGUAUGAUGUCGCUCUCUCAGCACUGUGCCGUCAUGCUACUGCUUCCGACAUAGAUGGAACGUAUGCUAGUGCAUGCACCUUAGACCUAUGUUUGCAAAUGAUGGACUGUCUAUGCAUGUCUGGUAACAUUGAGAAGGCCAUUCAGAAAAUUUUUCGACUCUUCCCCACUGCCACAAAUUUUGAUGAGCCUAACUCUCUGUCGCUCUCUGAUAUACUCACAUGCCUAACUUUUUAUGACAAAUGUAUAUUAGGGGUUUGUUGUGUUUACUUGGUUAUUUACAGGAAACUUCCUGAUGCUGUAGUGCGACAGUUUGAAUGUCAAAAAGAACUCUUUGAAAUUGAAUGGCCUUCCAUUCAAUUAAUGGAUAAUGAGAAGCAAAGGGCUACCAAGCUGAUGGAAACAGUAGUAGAUUCUGUAGAUUCAUACAUGAAAAUUGAAUCACUUGAAAAAAGUGAGUUUAAUAUCAGAGUGGCACAUUUUUUUGCUCUCAACCACUUAAGGUGCAUGGCAGCUCUUGGCAGCUUAGAAAGAUGUGGCCACCUCUUGGAUAAAUAUCUUACUUUGUACCCAUCCUGCGUAGAACUUGUUUUAAUAUCAGUGCGGACACAUAAACAUGAUCUUGGGGAUUCACAUUUUGAGAGAUUUGAAGAAGCCCUUAGUAACUGGCCAAAAGAAGUCCCUGGAGUCCAGUGUAUUUGGAAUCAAUAUGUUGAGUAUGCCCUUCAGAAUGGAAGAUAUGAUUUUGGUAAAGAAGUUAUGGACCGCUGGUUUCGUUCUGUUUGGAAGGUUCACUAUCUUCAAAUUGGUACGUUGGAUGAAAUGAAUUGUGAUAACUCCGAUAGAUCCCAAGGAUUGGCUUCAAAUUCAAUUCAGCAGACACUCAGUUCCAAUCCGAAGCAGAUGGACAUAAUGUUUGGAUAUCUUAAUCUCUCUCUGCAUAACCUCUUACAGAAUGACCACAGUGAAGCGCGCUUAGCCCUUGACAGAGCAUUGAAUGCUGCUGUUCCUGAAUAUUUUAAGCAUUGCGUAAGAGAACAUGCGCUGUUUAUGCUCACUGAUGAAUCACUGUUAAAGGAGAAUGGUUCUAUCAGUGGCAUACAGAAGAUUUUGGAGCAAUAUUUAGGUGAUGCUCCGGCUUUCACUACCUCUGAGCCAUUAUCUAGAAAAUUCGUUAACAACAUCAAGAAGCCAAGAAUCCGGCAGCUGGUUAGUAAUGUAUUCAGUCCAUUAUCAUCUGAUUUUUCUGUGGUAAAUUCAGUUCUUGAAGUGUGGUAUGGACCAUCUCUUUUACCAGAAAAGUUCAGUGAGCAAAAAAAUCUGGUGGAUUUUGUUGAAGCCAUCUUGGACAUAACUCCAUCCAACUAUCAGCUAGCUAUUUCUGUAUGCAAGAUGUUAAGCAGUGGCAGCAAUGCCGGUGAUGUUACAUCUCUCAGUGCUUUGUUUUGGGCUAGCUCGAACUUGGUCAGUGCAAUCUUUCAUGCUGUCCCAAUUCCACCAGAGUACGUAUGGGUUGAAGCUGCAGAGGUUUUGGGAAAUAUUGCCAGUGUUGAGGCUAUUUCUGAGAGGUUUUACAAGAGAGCUUUAUCUGUAUAUCCAUUUUCCGUGAAGUUGUGGAAGUCCUAUUCGAUCCUUUCUAUGAUGACUACAGGAAAUACGAACGCUGUUGUGGAAGCAGCAAAAGAAAAGGGCAUAGAACUUGGUUAAGUUUCUUUCUUACAUGUGGGUUUAGCUGUCUGGUUGGAUCAGCAUUUGGUAAAAGCUUUCUUGGCCAGUUUUGAUUACAAGUAGUAUGUGGAGUACUCGGUUUGUAGAUGAUAUGGUGCUAGUUUUGACGUCUGUGGCAAGUUGAUUUUCCCAUUUUUGCUAACAGGGAAGUGGUUGUGAGAGGUUAAUGUGGAAUUAGGAAGUACAGAAGCUUGUACAGGAUAGCAAUACAAUCAAACAGGUUAUAGCUUUCACCCACUUUAAAGUGAUACAGGCAUGAGAUUCAGUGACAUUUUGGAUUUAGUGGUUUACUUAACUCCUUAGGUUUAAGUAGUUGUCUUUUCCAGAUUCUUAGUAUUGUCUUACUUCAUACAAUCUGUGGAUUAAUUGUAACUACCAAAUAUUAUUGUACUUGAAGUAGAGAAAUGAAAUGAAUAUGAGUUUAGUUUUCUUUUUA